Molecule: messenger RNA, 2835 nt
Organism: Macadamia integrifolia
Lineage: Eukaryota; Viridiplantae; Streptophyta; Magnoliopsida; Proteales; Proteaceae
Exons: 3
Coding region: 123-2282 (719 amino acids)
Source: RefSeq, a predicted model, not a curated record
UCUCUCUCUCUCUCUCUCUGGAAGGAUCACUUUUGGUUCAUUGCUUUGUUAUUCUUAUUACGUUUCAGUUCUUUUUGGUUCCUGGAGAAUUCUUUUGGUUGCAGAGCAGUUUCUAUCUGCUUAUGGGGUUGGAUACAGAGCUGGAAUUUCAAAAGUAUCACAGAGUAGGUCAGAGUCCUAGAAAUGUCCGUCGUUCUCGUUGCUAUAGUUCAGAAGUUGAUGACAGAGAUGUGAAAGGAAAGCCCACAAGCAGAGCCUACCAAUUAAAGAUCAUAGAUCAGGAUUACACGGAAAUUAGUUUUGAUGAAUCCCAGGAUUCCUCCUGUAAAAUCAUGCCAUAUGGACCAGCUAGGUUAGCAGGUCAUGAAGAGCUGAAGAGGGGUUCUAUAUAUCAGAGCUCAAAAGAAGUGAGGAAAAUGAAGAAAAUGGGAGAGUUUGAGGGAAGAAAGAUUGAAUUGUUGCGCAGUAGUGACACAUCUUUGUCCUUCCAGAUUGUCGACUCUCUUUCUCAGUCAAAUGAUUCAAGCUCUCAUGAGCAGCAGGAAAGAUCAUCACCAAUGUCCUCAACAACAGAACUGGGCACAACAUUGGAUAACAAGACCUACUUGACAACAAAUUCUCCAGACUCCCUGAAUUCCAGAUGUGAUUGGAGUGUUGAUCCAUUGAACAGUAGUCAUUGUUUCUUGGAAAGAGAUACAGUCCUUACUCUACACAAGUCCUCAUCAGCAAAGGUGGUAGUGUCCCAUUCACCCUUUUGGUCCGACAGUCAUAACUCUAAAGGCAGCCCAAAGGUCCGGUUCAACCCCAUUAGGAGGAUGUUUGAUCCAAUCAUGAAGUCUAAAUCUCAACCGAGUCAACCUGUUUCAGUGGCAGAAUUUGGUGACAUAACAACUUUAGGGUUAGCAAGCAUUAGGAGGAAGAAGACAGUUUGCAAAUCUCUGUUGCAUGAUUUUUCCAACAGUGUACAGAAGGAAGAACCCAGGGCUCAUUUUGUGAAGAACAAUCAACACAGGUUGGAUGUGGCCUCAUCACCUGCUCACCUACAUGGGCUUCUUAAAUUGGACUACAAAAAUGGAGUUCCAAUUCUGGAGUUCUCAUUGAAUGACCUAGAAGAUACUCUUGUGGCUAAAACAUGGAAAGGCCAUAAUGCUUUCAAUUGGGUUUAUACCUUCCACUCUCUGAACAAUAGAAGAAAGAUAGGUACCAGUGGAUGGGAUUCAAAAGAGAGGCACAAAGAGGCCUCAAUGGUUGGUCAGAUGCAAGUUUCCUGUUACUUAUGUUCCAAAAUGCAAAAUGCUGGAGGCUUUGAUAACUCUAUGAUGACAGAGUUUGUCUUGUAUGAUAUUGCACAUGCAAGGAAGAGUUUUGCUACACAAGAAAGUCCCGACUGUCAAGCAGACUCUAUUAAACGUACCAAGGGUCCUUCUAGUGGAGACUCAGAUAAGGGCUUUUCUAUGGAUUUGAAUGUUGUCUUAGAUCCAGCAAAGCUCAAACAUCAAGCCAGACAUGCUUCUGGCAAUGAUUAUUCAGAUGUUUCAACACCUUACCCUUGGGCUCCUGCAGAUUUGCAUCCAUACCUUGAAAUUGCAGCAGUUGUCAUUCAAGUUCCAUGUCAAAAGAGGGAAAGCCUUAAAGACAAACAAGGUGAUUGUGGGAAGGCUUGUUCAAAAUUAGUUGAUUUCUCUUUGGUUGAGCAGAGAAGUGAUGACACUAACCACAACAUAAGUCCAGCAAAGGUGAAGGUUGUGACUUCAACUGGGACACAUGGUUUGCCUAGUACUGAAGAUGGUAAGGGCCCUUCACCAUUAUUGGAUCGAUGGAGAUCAGGUGGAGGCUGCAAUUGUGGUGGCUGGGACAUGGCCUGCCCCCUUGUUGUUUUUGGGAAUCCCGAUAUCCAAAAUGUGGGUGAUCAUCAUGUGGGAAGUCAACAGCCUUUGGAGCUCUUUGUUCAGGGAGGAAAAGAGAAGAUGCCCGCAUUGACCAUAAAUCUUAUUGACGAGGGGCAGUAUUCAGUUAAUUUUCAUGCUCAGUUAUCCACGUUGCAGGCUUUCUCAAUUUGUGUUGCUAUAUUGCAUAGUACCGCAGACUGUACUGCAGCUGGGCAAGAGAGGACCACCCACAGGUUGCAAUGCAAUUCACUGAAGUUGCUGCUUGAGGAGGAAGUGAGAUUCUUGAUUGAAACAGUUGCAGACGAAGAGAAAAGGAAUACAACAAAGAUGUUGGAAGAAACCCCACCAUCUUUUGUAAUCAACCCACCCUUUUCUCCAAUUGCACGAGUGUAGAUAUAAGCUGAAUUGCUUAGUAUGUUGGCCAGAUUUUGCUGGAGAAACCCAGCCUAAGUUAAAACAGAUGUCGAAGUUGCCGGCCCUGUUGCAUGGACACUUCCAUCAAGGAGCCACCCAUAUGUCUGAUCACAUUCGAGUGCAGGGUGCCAUCCUUGUGUCUGAUCAGACUCAAGUACAUCAUUCUGUACCAAGUUGCAUUGGGUGCCAUGAGAAAAAAGUUGCAUCCUUACCAUAUCCUGCUAACAUCAAGUGUCAGUUGCUGCUAUUGGUGGAGUAUCACUCCCUGUAGGUGUUGAAAACCGUCCUCUGGGAGUGUGGGUAUUGUUCAAUUCUUUGUAGUUGUCUCUCGAUCUAAAAUUUUAACCGAUUAAGAUCUUGUCUAUAGUAUUUAAUAGAGAGGAGGAAAAGAUGUGCAUAUACGGCUGAGAAAUAACAGUUCUUCAACCUGUGAUCUGCAGGGUUGGGUUUUGAUUGUAACAGUAUCCAUUGCUUACAUGAAAAAUACAGUUCUUUCAGUGCUUUCAGCCGUUGAUAUAUAUAUUUUACUGCA